AUGUCGCUGUCAGUUUACAGUAGUCUACGGAGAGCUGCUGUCCAGGUUCUGGAGCUGAGGAGAAGAGCUGCUGCACGUCGCCUCUGCACCACUCCGGAGACGCCACAUGGUCUGGCAGAUGCAGACACCAUAUAUGCCCUGUCGUCUGCUCCGGGCAGAUGCGGCGUGGCCGUGGUCAGGGUGAGUGGUCCGGCAUCUAUCAGUGCUCUCAAGACCAUGGCCGGGUUCAGGGCCGGUCCCCCUGCCCCCCGGGUGGCGUUGUUACGCAGCAUCUGCCACCCCAGGACUGGAGAGGAGCUGGACCGGGGCCUCGUCCUGUGGUUUCCAGGUCCACACAGCUUUACUGGGGAGGACAGCGCUGAGUUCCACAUCCACGGGGGUCCGGCUGUGGUCACUGCGCUUCUGCAGGCUUUAGGAAGUGUGGGAGGCACACGGCCCGCUGAGGCUGGGGAGUUCACACGGAGGUCCUUCCAAGCAGGGAAGCUCCAACUCACCCAGGUGGAGGCUCUGGGGGACCUGAUCCACGCUGAGACCGAGGCCCAGCGGAGACAGGCUCUGAGGCAGAUGUCCGGAGAGCUGGGGCGCCUGUACCAGGACUGGAGCCGCUCUCUCAAACGGUGCCUGGCACAUGUGGAGGCCUUUAUAGACUUCAGUGAAGAUGAGCUGAUCGAGGACGGGGUCCUGGACCAGGUGGAGCUCUCCGUGUGUGAGCUCCUAUCGGCCGUGGAGAGCCAUCUCCAGGACAAGCGGCGUGGGGAGAGGCUCCGCAGCGGCGUGCAGGUGGUCAUAGCCGGACCCACCAACGCUGGGAAAAGCAGCCUCCUCAACAUGCUCUGUAAGAAACACUGUUCACCUGAACCAUGGGAACUCUGCUGA
Messenger RNA from Knipowitschia caucasica, 876 nucleotides. Lineage: Eukaryota; Metazoa; Chordata; Actinopteri; Gobiiformes; Gobiidae. The record is from the annotation of a GenBank genome assembly.